CAAAGGAAUUAUCGGCUUAUAAAGUAUCCAAACCAUUAGGAAGAGGAGAUGUGCGUGUUUGUACGAAUAUUGAUUUUAGGCUAAUUCCCUUAAUUAUAAUAAUAAUUCUUGAACAGUAAAAAAUAAGCAAAUGUAUGAAUUAAGCUGAACAUUGGAAACUGCUCAUACACCCAUUAAUUGUUUCAGCAGAAAUAAGAAGAAAGUUCCUAUAUAUCGCAUGCCCCCAAUCCUAAUAUUAAAGGAAUAAUACGUAAUUUUCUCCCCGAUUUAACGUUUAUAAUCUUUUCUUGAUUCUGUUCCAAUCUUAUGGCGUGCAUAUACAUAAACUUCAACUUUCUCCGUCGGUCACCUUAGGACGGCCUCCCUUCAUUCUCUUUCACUGAUUCUCGCAAGGUACCUAAUCUUUUCUCUCUGAUUUUAUCUAUAGAUUAUUACAUACGGUUCUUCCAUGAUAUAUUCUCACAAAUUAAUCCUUUUCAAUUAAAUCAACCGACGAAGUUGCAGUUUCCACAAAGACUUUAUCCCAUCAAUGGAUUAUCAUCACGCGAAUUUGUGUUGUGUUCUGAAAGUGCACUCCCGUUGUGAGGCAUGUAAGAGGCACACAAUGGAAGUACUGAGUUCUCUUGAUGGUGUCUAUGACGUCACAAUUGAUGCAGAAGCAAAAACAGCCAAGAUUGCAGGCCAAGUUGAUCCUAACUAUUGUAUUAAAGCUUUAGCAAGGUGCGGGGUACAUGCAGAGCUGAUAUGGGCGAACCUCAGUCAUCCAAGAAUGAUAAAUAGAGGUCCAUAUGAUUAUGAUUAUGGCUCAAACAAUUACAACUAUGGCCAACGAAGAUCGUUGCCUGAAGGCAUGUGGCACGAGAUGCACCACCGUUAUCCAGGGAGGAAUGCUCUGCCAGAAUAUUCUUACCACACCAACUACUACUAUGAUGGAGCUAGGCAUGUCCCUUCAUAUCCACCACAUCUUGACUACAAUCCAUAUGUUGAUGAAGAGUAUAUGAAUUUUUGUAGCAUAAUGUGACUGCAUAUUAAUUCUAGUU
Messenger RNA from Sesamum indicum (sesame), 1040 nucleotides. The record is from RefSeq and is a predicted model, not a curated record. Lineage: Eukaryota; Viridiplantae; Streptophyta; Magnoliopsida; Lamiales; Pedaliaceae.